AUGGAAGGUGAAGAUAGGAGUACGCGCAGAAGUGCGCGGUCAACGAGAGGUGUAGCACCUCCCCGUUUGGGUUUUGAAGAAGAGCGCUCGAUGCGCAGUAGUAGGAGAUCAGGAGGAGGACAGUCCCGAUCUUCAUACGAGACUCAGCGUCGAGUUCUGGAAGCAGAAAAGAGGCUCCUGGAGAAGGAGCUUGAGCUCGUGAGGUUAGCUCAAGACGAAGCGUCGUCAAGUGGCCAAGGGGCCAAAGGAUCGUCCUCUCCCAAGAUGGCCUCCGAAGUCUUCGCAGAGGAGCUCAUAGAAGGCCAUGAAGCUGAUGCAGCCGUUGACGCUGGCCAAGGAGAUGAGGCUGGUAUGGGUGAAGUAGAAGUUGCGCACCUGCCAGAACAUGCAGUGGCUGUUUCUCACGAUCCAGAGCCGCACGCAGUGCCGAGUCCCAGUGUAGCCGGAACUGUCAGUGCCCACACAAGCAGGAGUUUGCCUGUGGCGGUGAGGACUGAGUCUGAGGUCGCACGUGCGUCGACGAAUACGGAGCAGGCCAAUCUGUCAGGGUUGCGAGUGCAACAAGAGUUUGUGCUGAAAGAGAAGCGCUAUCAGCGGGAACUGAGCGAAGCUCAAUCAAUAGCGGACGCCGAGCAGCGACGUGUAGCGAAAUUGAACAAGGAUCUUGCGAGCGCUCGUGCAGACCUGUCAUCGCUGCAGGCGGAAAAUAGGCGAGUCACGCAGGAAAAAGAGGUGUGCGAAGCUGAGCGGGAUGUAUCGGAAAGGGAACUGCGCGAGCUGCAGCCGCAUCUCGAGCGCCUGGAAAGAGAACACCAGGAGGGGCGCAUGUGUUUGGAAGAUCUCCGCGAUCAGAAUGACCGCUUGCUGACGCGAGCCGAGCAGGUUUCAGCAGAGCAACACGCGCAGCGAGCUGAACUGCUCGACAAGCUCGAACGCCUUCGCGCGGAGAACGCCAGCCUGCAACAGCGGGCGGAUCGAGGCGGAGGCCGAGGGCCGAAUGAGCAGCGAACACAGCGAGCGGAGUUGCUAGUUCAGCUGGACCAGCUUCGCGGAGAAAAUGAUCGCCUGCGGAGGCGUGCGGACCACGACCAGUACACCGCACAGUGUUCUAGUGCGCAGCAACAGGAGCUACGCAGUCGGAUUCAGAGCGAUCAAGAGCCGGAGGAGAUAGUGAAGACGCACCAAGCAGCUGGUUCCACGGUCAAAGGCCUUCAGCAGGAUGGACGUGGGCAAGCAGAUGAGGGUCUGCAAAGCCAGCUAUCAAGGCUCACCGCGUGA
This is a messenger RNA of Sycon ciliatum, 1278 nucleotides long. Its product is annotated as cilia- and flagella-associated protein 58-like. The transcript has a single exon. Lineage: Eukaryota; Metazoa; Porifera; Calcarea; Leucosolenida; Sycettidae. Bases 1 to 1278 code for a protein of 425 amino acids. The record is from RefSeq and is a predicted model, not a curated record.